Messenger RNA from Exophiala oligosperma, 502 nucleotides. RefSeq lists its product as uncharacterized. NCBI's taxonomy places the organism in Eukaryota, Fungi, Ascomycota, Eurotiomycetes, Chaetothyriales, Herpotrichiellaceae. The transcript has 2 exons. The record is from RefSeq and is a predicted model, not a curated record. Bases 1 to 306 code for a protein of 101 amino acids.
AUGGUGAUGGGGAUGAAUGAGCAUGAGGGUGACCCACCCGAUCAGACCUCGACGUUCACCCCCGAACUAUACCUGGGCGUCACCCUUCUUCGUCGGGCGGGAGCCUUGCGUCUCGCCGACACUUUUGCAGGACAAGGUGCCGUCGACGGGGUUCCCGUCUUGCUUCGACUGUUGGAAGUGACACCAGCACCCGUAUCAGGUCAUCAAGGUCAUCAAGAUCACGUGGGUCCAGCUCAGACUCGGACCUUUAACAACCACGUCCGUGCCGACAAGCAUGACAGGCAGGAGAUCAAGGAUGAAUCGUAAUCCCCCGUCUUUUACCCAAAAUCCCCCAAGGUUGGCAAAGGGCGAAGGGGAGGGAGAAGGAGGAGCCGGAAAGAUCCGAAAGGAAAAGUUUUAUCCAAAAAAGUGUGACGCGGAGGGAGAGAAGACGCGCCUUGCCACAUGGCCGGACAAAAGACGAGACACAGACGGACAAAGACACAGACACGAGAGAUGCCGC